This is a messenger RNA of Oldenlandia corymbosa var. corymbosa, 2004 nucleotides long. The record is from the annotation of a GenBank genome assembly. NCBI's taxonomy places the organism in Eukaryota, Viridiplantae, Streptophyta, Magnoliopsida, Gentianales, Rubiaceae.
AUGGAAGGAGUAAACCACAAGAAUAUCGAUGUGAAUGGGAUAAACAUGCACGUAGCGGAAAUGGGCCAAGGCCCAUUAGUCCUGUUACUUCAUGGAUUCCCUGAGUGCUGGUACACGUGGAGGCACCAGAUGGUUUUCCUGGCAGCCAACGGCCACCGUGCCGUGGCGCCGGACCUCCGUGGCUUCGGCGGAACGACGGGUGCUCCGGUGGAUGAUCAUUCCACGUUCACGAGUUUACAUGUGGUGGGAGAUCUUAUUGGGCUCUUGAAUAUCAUUGCCCCAGAUGAAGAAAAGGUGUUUGUUGUGGGCCAUGAUUGGGGUGCAAUGAUUGGUUGGGCAUUGUGUUUGUACAGGCCUGAUAAAGUUAAGGCCUUGUUCAGUAUGAGUGUUCGCUUUUCUGGGAGAAAUCCUGAGAGGAAGCCUCUUCCCACACUUCGUGCUGUUUAUGGUAAUGAUUAUUACAUUAUGAGAUUUCAGGAACAUGGAGAGAUAGAAGAGGAGUUUGCCAAAGUUGGGACCAAGAAAGCUCUGCACAAGUUGCUAACUUAUUGUAAUCCAGGUCCACUUUACCUUCCAAAAGGAAAAUGGGUUGAAGAGAUAGCUGAAAAUCCAAUGGCAUUGCCAUCUUGGUUAACUGAGCAAGAUCUUGACUACUUCACUAGCCAGUAUGAGCAGACUGGCUUCACUGGAGGUUUGAAUUACUACAGAGCAUUAGACAUGAAUUGGGAACUAACAGCAGCAUGGACAGGGGAUAAGAUAAAAGUGCCAGUCAAAUUUGUUGCUGGGGAUUUGGAUCUCACGUAUAAUGCACCAGGAACCAAGGACUACAUUCACAAAGGAGGGUUCAAGAAAGAUGUGCCAUUUUUGGAAGAUGUAGUGGUGAUCAAUGGAGUUGGCCAUUUUGUACAUGAAGAAAAGCCUGAUGAAAUCAACAAACACAUCCUUCAAUUCAUCCGCAAGCAUUCUUCUUGUUCGAUUCCUAGAUGCGCCAUCAUCUACUGUUGUAUGCUUUAUUUGAUAGAACCUGCCCAAAACAAAAUGGAUAAAAUUGAGCACAAAAAUGUGAGUGUGAAUGGCCUGAACCUACACAUAGCUGAGCUAGGAACAGGGCCAUUAGUACUUUUACUCCAUGGUUUCCCUGAACUCUGGUAUUCAUGGCGCCACCAGAUCGUCUUCUUGGCUGCUCAUGGCUACCGGGCUGUGGCUCCUGAUCUUCGCGGCUAUGGCGAUACAACUGGGGCCCCCAUUGAAGACAGCUCCAAAUUCAGCACUCUGCAUUUAGUGGGAGAUGUCAUAGCACUUCUUCAAGCUAUUGCACCUGAUGAAGAUAAGGUGUUUGUAGUUGGUCAUGACUGGGGUGCUUUGAUUGCCUGGCACUUGUGCUUGUUUAGGCCUGAUAAAGUUAAGGCCUUGGUUAACUUGAGUGUUGCUUUUUCGCCCAUAAAUCCAUCCCUAAAUAUUGUUGAUCUGGCUCGGAGUAUCUAUGGGGAUGAUUUCUAUAUUUGCAGAUUCCAGCCACCAGGGGAAAUUGAAGCUGAAUUUGCUGAGAUGGGAGUCAAGUAUUUUAUGAGGAAGAUACUUACUUACCGCAAUCCAGGUCCACUGUUUUUCCCCAAGGGCAAAGGAUUUGGCGAUUCAUCUAAGGAUCCGGUUGUCUUGCCGUCUUGGUUAACAGAAGAAGAUGUGGAUUAUUUCGCGUCAAAGUUUGAGAAAACUGGAUUCACUGGACCGGUGAACUACUACCGUGCUUUCAAUUUAACUUGGGAACUUACUGCUCCUUGGACUGGUUGUCAAGUGAAAGUGCCGACGAAGUUUGUUGUGGGAGAUUUGGAUUUGAGCUACCAUACGCCGGGAAUUCAAGACUAUAUACACAAAGGCGGAUUCAAAGCCGACGUGCCAUUGCUGGAGGAAGUUAUAGUGAUCAAAGAUGCAGCUCAUUUCAUCAACCAAGAAAGGCCUGAUGAGAUUAGCAAACACAUCUAUGACUUCAUUCAACGAUAUUGA